AUAGAAAUAGAAGAAGAAUGUUUAUCCAAGUAAUGGUUUUACAUACAUACGUAUGUGUAAUUCACGUUCACUUUUAAUAUUACAAUUAUAGUUGAAAGAACUUUUAUUCGAUUUUUAAUUUGAUAUAAUCUAGAUAAAAUGGAUAUGGAGCAAUUAGUUAUUAAGGACGAAAUCGAAAUUCAUGAUGAUUUUAAUUGGAAUACGAAUAUUAAACAAGAAUUGAGUGAUUACAACUUAAGUUCAGCUCUACAAAAUAUUGAUACGAUUAGUAUGCAUCCUGUUAAACAAGAAAUAAGUGACGAACUAAACACAGAUCAAUUAGUUGAAGAAUCUAUGGUCGCCGCAAAAAUAGAGGAAAACUAUAUUAAUAUGGUUGAUAAACCCAAUUUCCCAAAAAAAUUGGAGUAUUUUAGAAUACAAACUGGAAAACGAAUUGAAUCACAAGUGUUGUUAAAAAAUGGAAAACGUCUAAAUCUAAAUACCAUUGGUGGGAUUAUAAUCUGUGAGUUGUGUGGAAAUUUGUACACAAAACAAAUUGAAUUCGUUUGGCACUUUUAUACAAGACAUUGUAUGAAAUUGAAAUUUUAUCAGAAAAAUAACUGUUGUCAGAAAAGGCCAACAAUAGAAUCUGCCCUUUACAGAAAUUUUGACAAGAAUGUGAAAAAUGAAAUUGAAAUAAAUGAAGAUGGUGGGAAAAAAGAAGAAGGUAUUGGAUUUGUUGAUAAUUUCAAGUUAACAUUAGAAGAAAUCCAGAAAUUGGAAAGAAGUUAUAUAAAUAGAUAUUUGUCUGCUCGCGAUGGAAAAAAGGCUUUCAAAUGUGGCAUUUGUUCAAAAACUUUUUCACAGAAAAGUAAUUUGAGUACACAUUUGCAGAAUCAUACAGGAGAAAAACAAUUCAAAUGUGACAUUUGUUUAAAAGCUUUUUCACACAAAUAUAAGAUGAAAAUUCAUUCGCGCAUACAUACAGGGGAAAAGAAAUUCAAAUGUGAGAUUUGUUCAAAAACUUUUUCAUAUAAAAUUAGUUUAAAUUCACAUAUGCAUAAUCACACAGGUGAAACACCAUUCAAAUGUGACAUUUGUUCGAAAAACUUUUCGCAGAAAUGCAGUAUGAUAAAACAUUUGCUGCUUCAUACAGGAGAAAAGCCAUACAAAUGUGACAUUUGUUCGAAAAGCUUUUCACAGAAAUGGAGUAUGAAAAGACAUUUGCUGCUUCAUACAGGAGAAAAUCCAUUCAAGUGCGAAAUUUGUUUAAAAGUUUUUUCACACCAGUAUAAGGUAAAAAUACAUUCGCGCAUACAUACAGGAGAAAAGAAAUUUAAAUGUGAGAUUUGUUUAAAAACUUUUUUGCAAAAAAGUAAUUUGAAAUCACAUUUGCUUAGGCACACUGGCGAAAAGCCAUUCAAGUGCGAAAUUUGUUUAAAAACAUUUUCACUGAAAGGUAAUUUGAAUACACAUUUGCUAAAUCACUCAGAAGUAAAACCAUUCAAGUGUGAAAUUUGUUUAAAAACUUUUUCACGGAAAAUUGAUUUGAAGACACAUCUGCGUAGUCAUACAGGAGAAAAACCAUUCAAGUGCGAAAUUUGCUCAAAAGCUUUUUCACAGAACAGUCAUAUGAUUGAUCAUUUACGUAGUCAUACAGGAGAAAAACCAUUCAAAUGUGACAUUUGUUUAAAAGCUUUUUCACACAAAUUUAAGAUGAAAAUUCAUUCGCGCAUACAUACAGGGGAAAAGAAAUUUAAAUGUGAGAUUUGUUCAAAAACUUUUUCAUAUAAAAUUAGUUUAAAUUCACAUAUGCAUAAUCACACAGGUGAAACACCAUUCAAAUGUGACAUUUGUUCAAAAAACUUUUCACAGAAAUGCAGUUUGGAAAAACAUUUGCUGCUUCAUACAGGAGAAAAGCCAUACAAAUGUGACAUUUGUUCGAAAAGCUUUUCACAGAAAUGCAGUAUGAAAAGACAUUUGCUGCUUCAUACAGGAGAAAAGCCGUUUAAAUGUAGCAUUUGUAUGAAAACUUUCUCACUAAAAUUUCGUUUCAAUAUACAUUUGCGCAGCCACUUAGGAGAAAAGCCUUUCAAAUGUGACAUUUGUUCAAAAACCUUUUCACAGAAAACUAAUUUGAGUACACAUUUGCGUACUCAUACAGGAGAAAAGCCAUUCAAAUGUGAAAUAUGUUUGAAAAGUUUUUCACAGAAAACUAAUUUGAAAACACAUUUACGUAUUCACACAGGUGAAAAAGCAUUAAAUGUUGAAUUUAUUUAAAUACACCCCUUUGCAUUCAAACCAAAGUAAAAAAUUAGCACCUGGAGCAGAAACACUGCGACAAACUCAAUGAUGAAUGUAAUUUAAUAAGUUACCAACAACAGAAACACUUAUACUUGAAAAAGGAUAGAAUUGACUAUAAUGUGAAAAUGCGUCUAUUACUGUUAAAUGAGGAUUAUUCGAUAUUUUAAGAACAUUGAUGUUCAUGAUCAAAUGGUUCAUUGACUGCUUAGUGGAGCAUCUGGAGUGUCAAUAUCAUACAAACCUCGAACUUCUGUUGCAGUUAAUGAAAUGUUCAGCUAAUAAAUAAAAAAGUUUCCCUAUUGAAAA
Molecule: messenger RNA, 2589 nt
Organism: Diorhabda sublineata
Lineage: Eukaryota; Metazoa; Arthropoda; Insecta; Coleoptera; Chrysomelidae
Product: zinc finger protein 260-like
Exons: 2
Coding region: 139-2259 (706 amino acids)
Biological process (GO): regulation of transcription by RNA polymerase II
Molecular function (GO): RNA polymerase II cis-regulatory region sequence-specific DNA binding; DNA-binding transcription factor activity
Source: RefSeq, a predicted model, not a curated record